This is a messenger RNA of Oncorhynchus keta (chum salmon), 2137 nucleotides long. Its product is annotated as homeobox protein Hox-A13b-like. The record is from RefSeq and is a predicted model, not a curated record. Gene Ontology annotation, biological process: regulation of transcription by RNA polymerase II. NCBI's taxonomy places the organism in Eukaryota, Metazoa, Chordata, Actinopteri, Salmoniformes, Salmonidae. The transcript is spliced from 2 exons. Gene Ontology annotation, molecular function: DNA-binding transcription factor activity, RNA polymerase II-specific; RNA polymerase II cis-regulatory region sequence-specific DNA binding. The coding region runs from base 78 to 965 and encodes 295 amino acids.
UCUCCCAGAUUCCGUAUCUCUUUUUUCAGUCGUGGGGAUUUUUAAAAAGAGCUGGUUGUCUCGAUGUAGGGCAUGCUAUGACAGCGUCAUUACUUCUGCAUUCCCGCUGGAUUGACCCAGUCAUGUUUCUGUAUGAUAACGGUUUGGAUGAGAUCAAUAAAAACAUGGAGGGCUUCACAGGAGGCAAUUAUGCAGCAAAUCAGUGCAGGAAUUUGUUGGCGCAUCCGACGUCCCUGGCUCCAAGCACUACCUACACGUCGAGCGAGGUGCCGGUAUCUGGCAUGGGCGAAGCUGUCAAACAAUGCAGCCCCUGUUCCGCAGCCCAAAGUUCAUCAAAUGCGUCCUUGCCUUAUGGAUAUUUUGGCAGCAGCUACUACCCGUGUAGGAUGUCACACAGCAGCGUCAAGUCCUGCGCGCAACCCUCCUCUGCCUAUGGGGACAAAUACAUGGACACAUCCGUUUCAGGAGAGGAGUUCCCAGGGUCCAGGGCGAAGGAAUUCGCUUUCUACCAAGGCUACUCCUCCAACCCUUACCAACCUGUCUCCAGCUAUCUGGACAUCCCAGUGGUACCCACCCUCAGCGGACCCACCGAGCCCAGGCAUGAGCCUCUUCUGCCAGUGGAGCCUUAUCAGCCAUGGGCUAUCACCAAUGGAUGGAAUGGUCAGGUUUACUGCGCUAAGGACCAGCCACAGUCAAACCAUCUAUGGAAAUCGUCCAUUCAAGACACGGUAUCUGGAGGUGAGGGCAGCUCUCUUCGACGUGGGAGGAAGAAGCGCGUGCCAUACACCAAGGUACAGCUGAAAGAACUGGAGAGGGAGUAUGUCGCCAAUAAAUUUAUCACAAAGGACAAACGACGAAGGAUAUCUGAUCAGUCAAACCUGACAGAGCGACAAGUGACUAUCUGGUUUCAGAACAGGCGAGUAAAAGAGAAGAAGGUUGUCAACAAAUUUAAGAGUCCCAGUUAGCUGUAUAUGGAACAACUGAAACAAAAAGACAGAAAAGGAAGAGACUUGAAGGUUGUUCAAUGAAAAUGAACUAUAUUAUAAUUUAUUACACAAUAUAAGGCGUCUCCUUCUCGCCCGCCAUGGGUUGGCUCUGUUUUUGGGGGUCCACUUGGCUUUUUUGUGUUGUUUUUUUGUUGUCGUAAUUAAUUGAAACCAUUCGAUGUCCUGUGUUUGAAGGAAAUGGGGAAAUAACUUCCUCCUUGUUUAUAUAUUCUGUUUCAUACUCUAUUCGACGGACAUAUAGCUUUUAUAAUUUUCUACAAACUGUUCCCAAUACGCUAAAUAACUCAUAGCAUAAAAUAUGACAUCUCUACUCAGAACACAGCCUUCUGUAAAUUGGAAACGUAAAAACUCAAAUCUGUGUGGGACAAUUCCAUUUUAGCUCCAUCAGAGUACGAAUUAAUGACUGAAAAAAUUGUGCAGCAUUGAUAUUGAGGGUUUGAGAUUAUUCGUUGAAUUUGAGUAUACAUUCCCUGAAUUGAUUGAUAUUGAAAUGUUGGUGAGAGCGCGAUAGCGCGCAACACGCAAAUCGUUUAUGCCUACGAAUAUAAUUUUAGAAGCUGAAACAUUUCCCUUCACAUAAUGAUUGAGCUAUUAAUUAGUACAUUGCUUUACAUUUACUUUAUGCAUUCUGUCAAUAUUCAGUUAAUUAUAAACGAUUACAUUUUUUUAUUAUGUCUGAGUAGGCUACGUCUUUUUUCCCAUACAGUAAUAAUCAUCUUAACUCUGUUUUACGCAACAAUUAUCUGCGCCGUUAUCAUUGUUUGAAAAUGCUGUAUUUCGUUUUCUAUCAUAACAAAUGUAAAUACAUCUGAUUGUAAUUCAUGAACAGUUGCAUUUAAAGUUUCCCCUGUUUUUGACUGCAAACAUAUAGCCAAUGAGCUCUUCCCAAUAAAAGUUGGAGAAACCCCGUUACUACGUUGUUCAUAUUUUUUCUCAGACAAAUUUAAAGUCAGACUAGUAAUGAGCAUUUAUUUUGCAAUAACGUUUUGUCGGGGACAUUUUCUUAGCUUUUUUAUUUAAUUUCUUGAAUUUAGGUAGGCUACAAGCCUAGCGUUGAUACAACGGGUCAAACAGCUUUCCAUUUGGUCAUUUUAAUGUUGUAGAGGCUUGCAACAUUGAGCCCUUAUAAU